Molecule: messenger RNA, 1252 nt
Organism: Suillus bovinus
Lineage: Eukaryota; Fungi; Basidiomycota; Agaricomycetes; Boletales; Suillaceae
Product: lish motif-containing protein
Exons: 6
Coding region: 437-1153 (238 amino acids)
Molecular function (GO): protein binding
Source: RefSeq, a predicted model, not a curated record
AUCUUGGGCAAGGGAUAUAUUAUUUAUGCGAUGCAGCAUGUGUUGGUGCAGCAGAAGUUACAUGCGGUGUUGAGUCUGAUCUCACAUUUGAGCAGUCGUUUUCAUGCCUUCCUUUCCAUGGACACCGAUGUGAUGCUGGUUACUCAUUUCCAUUUUGAAGUCAUGAACCUUGCAAGAAGUAUUUAUUUUGGCCAUUCAUGGCUAUGCCUAUGGAUUCUCAGUACUCAGUACUCAACGAUACACGAACAUUACGGUACUAGAUAAGUACUAUCUGCACAGGGCUCUCCAGGACAAUACACGAGUCAAAAAGAUGUGGGGUUCGACCGGGUAUGUAUUGACUUGCCAAAUUAGAACCAGUGAGGGUUGGCACGUUGCCAAACCUGCCCUGAAGUGGUGCAGAGUUUAAAUUCCCUUCACCUUCACCCCCGUCACAUCCAUGCCUCCGAGGACCAUAAUUCGUAAAGAAGAGUGGGAGAGACGUCUACGCGAGGUUCAGGUUACCAAAGAUGACUUGAACCGACUUAUUAUGGACUACCUCGUUAUUGAGGGAUACAAGUCUGCCGCAGAAGAAUUCAGCGAUGAAGCCAAUGUUCCACCACCCGUGGACUUCGAGAGUAUCGAAAGUCGCAUGGUAAUUCGAGAAGCAUUGCAACGGGGGGAUAUCGAGGAAGCUAUUUCCCGCAUGAAUGACCUGAAUCCUGAGAUCCUGGAUACGAACCCUGCACUGUACUUUCACCUUCAACAGCAGAAGCUAAUCGAGCACAUUCGACAUGGGCGUAUCACAGAGGCAUUGAAAUUUGCACAAGACGAACUUGCGCCUAGAGGUGAAGAAAGUCCGGAGUUUCUUGCGGAGCUGGAACGUACGAUGGCACUUUUGGCGUUCGACUCUUCAUCCUCGGCCCCUACAGCUAUAUCCGAACUUCUUUCGCCCGCACAGCGGAUGAAAACUGCGGGCGAGGUUAAUGCUGCAAUUCUUGAAAGCCUUAGCCAGGGAAAGGAGGUAAAGCUAGUGCAGCUUUUGAAGCUUUUGUGUUGGAGUGAGGGGAUGUUGGCGGAACGUGCAGAUUUUCCCAAGAUUGAUCUUCAAGAAGGACUAGUGGCGACGGGGAGAAAAGAAGCAACAUCAACAGAUGAUUCUAUUAUGCAAGAAUGAGGGACAACAUGUAUGGUAUCGAGUCUGCGUGUAGUAGAGGCGUGAAAUGGAUGAAGCGUUUGCACCAAUUUGAGAUCCUUCCUGACAGGAAGUAUUACG